UUUGAUCCAGAUACACAGCAUACAAGAGAGAUACAUACAGAAGAAAAAUCUAUUAAAAGCACUGUUAUGAAUUCAGUAUCAGAAUUCAAUAUCACAGACACCCCAACCAAAGAAACUCUGAAUGAGAAAAACUUGUGAGAAUCCAGCACCUCACUCUCUUCCAUCAAAGAAUGUUGGUCAAAAUGUUCCUACCUCCAAAAUGAUACAUCCAUUCAUCAGAGAGACAAUGAUGAUGAAUGUGCCUCACUUAUCCUCACCUGCCUGUUCUGCCAGUUUUGGGACUGCCUACUAAUGCUGCCUAAUACCUGUGAAAUUGCUUGCACCAAUAUGUGCUGCCCUUCCCACAGAUAUCAUCACACCUCCGAUGAGAGUCUCUCUGGGAAUGACUGCAACUGCAACUGUGAUGUUGACUGCAGUCUUUUUUAUUCCUGUCAUGAGACCAGAGAAUGUUUAGAGUUUGCUUUAGAGAUUUCCGAAAUCUGUUACCGCUAA
Molecule: messenger RNA, 492 nt
Organism: Ornithorhynchus anatinus (platypus)
Lineage: Eukaryota; Metazoa; Chordata; Mammalia; Monotremata; Ornithorhynchidae
Gene: MDFIC2
Product: MyoD family inhibitor domain containing 2
Exons: 2
Source: RefSeq, a predicted model, not a curated record